UACUCCAAUAUCAUAGUUAAAUUAGCUAUUAUGAAGUUGCAAUGUACAAUAUGGGUCUUUUUAUUCAUACAACUUAUUUCUAAAAUCUUCCAAGCUCAAGCUAUCUUUCCCUUUACGGGACAUGAGGUUGGAUCGCAACCUCGUACGAGACAUUAUCAUCGACUUCCUCUAGGACUCAAUGCGGUUGGACCCGAGUCCAUAGCAUUCGAUUGCCAAGGUACGGGUCCAUACGUGGGAGUCUCUGAUGGUCGAAUACUCAAGUGGGAAGGACGUAGUUGGACUGUUUUUGCUAUAACCAAUUCAAACAGGUCUAAAUUGUGUGAUGGGACCAACAAUUCACCAAAUGAGCAAACUUGUGGCAGACCAUUAGGCCUAAAGUUCGAUAUGGUAACAUGUGAAUUGUAUAUUGUGGACUCUAGUUAUGGCUUGGUCAAGGUAAAUCGUAAUGGUGGUGUAGCUGUUUCACUUGCAACUAGUGCCGAGGAGAUUCCAUUCAAAUUUUUAAAUGACCUAGACAUAGACUCUGAGAAUGGAGUUGUUUAUUUUACCGAUACAAGUUCUACUUAUCAUCGAUGGGAAUAUCCGAUGGCAAUAGCCACAUUUGAACGGAGUGGAAGAUUGAUAAAAUAUGAUAUGAAGACGAAAGCCUUGACAGUUUUGCUGAGAGAUCUAUAUUUUGCAAAUGGGGUUGCAUUAAGCAAGAACAAGGAUUUUAUUCUAGUAACUGAAACAAGUGCUUGCCGUGUUCUAAAGUAUUGGCUCAAGGGUCCUAAAGCUGGAAUUAAUGAGAUUUUUCUCCAACUUACUGGGCUACCCGAUAAUAUCAAUAGAAAUAUCAAUGGAGAAUUUUGGAUUGCAAAAAAUCCAACUAAACCAAUUAGAGUUGAUGAGUCUGGAAUGAUAUUAGAAAGUUUGGAUACAUUUGAGAUAGCAGAUUCGAGUGAGGUUACAGAAAUCCAUGGUAAUCUAUGGAUCGCUUCUGUUAAUCAACCUUAUGUUAUAUACACUACAUGAUGAGUUGUGUUUUUAGGUGCAAACAUUGUAGUUUUGAAAUUUAUUUUCGUGUGUUAGUGUUAUCUUAUCUUGUAAGUUGUAAUUGCACGAAGUGAUUAUUGAAUACUAAAUUUUAUUCUGUUUUCAUG
This is a messenger RNA of Chenopodium quinoa (quinoa), 1142 nucleotides long. RefSeq names its product protein STRICTOSIDINE SYNTHASE-LIKE 10-like. Lineage: Eukaryota; Viridiplantae; Streptophyta; Magnoliopsida; Caryophyllales; Amaranthaceae. The record is from RefSeq and is a predicted model, not a curated record. The transcript has 3 exons. Bases 31 to 1014 code for a protein of 327 amino acids. Gene Ontology annotation, molecular function: strictosidine synthase activity. Gene Ontology annotation, biological process: biosynthetic process.